Emys orbicularis (European pond turtle) is the source of this 696-nucleotide messenger RNA. RefSeq names its product zinc finger C2HC-type containing 1B (gene ZC2HC1B). NCBI's taxonomy places the organism in Eukaryota, Metazoa, Chordata, Testudines, Emydidae. The record is from RefSeq and is a predicted model, not a curated record. The transcript has 7 exons. The coding region runs from base 1 to 696 and encodes 231 amino acids.
AUGGUGAAGCUGGCUCCUCCAGUUGCUGCCAGAAGUCAAGAUUUGCUAGCCUGUGAAACCUGUGGAAGACAUUUUGCACAAGAUGUUCUGUUAAGGCACGAGCCAAUAUGCAGGAAAGUCUUCAACAAAAAGCGCAAACCUUUCAAUUCUUUGAAACAGAGACUGCAGGGAACUGAAAUUCUCUCAGUGAAGAAACAGCCACCACCAAAGAAACAACCAGAAAAGAAAUCUAACUGGAGACAGCGGCAUGAGGACUUUAUUAAUGCUAUUCAGUCAGCCAAGCAAGUCACAAAAGCCAUGAAAGAGGGCCGACCCCUUCCUCCUCCUCCACCUCCAAGCGUCAAUCCAGACUAUAUUCAGUGUCCUUACUGCUUGAGAAGGUUUAACGAAGCUGCAGCAGAGAGGCACAUCAGUUUUUGCAAAGAACAAGCUACACGACGUGUCUUUGCACCAGGCCAGAAAGCAGCCAAACAGGCCCCGGCAAACUGCUUGUGUUCUCCUCACCAGGGCAAGCAACAAAUGACUCAAAGGAGAGAGCCAGCCUUAACAAGUGCUGUGGAAUCACUGCUUCAGAACAGAGCCCAAGACGCUGCCAUUGCAGGCCCUGCUGUGCAGUCCUCUGCUGAAAUGCCAGAGAGAACCAAAAAAACAUCUGGUGUGCCCUUUGGAAAAAAUACUUCAGGAGAUUCUCGGUAA